AAAGAAGUGUUGGAGCAUAUCCUGGGUAUUGCGGAGCAUGUCAAGUUGAGGGAACAGUCGGUCAGGGCGGGGGUGGUGAGGGAUAAGGUGAAGGAAAAGUUGGAGGGGCAUGAGAGUGGGAGGCAGCCUUUGAGGGAUUUGCAAGAGACGUGGGACAAUGCAGUACACAAAGCGAACGGUAAAGUCAAAGUCAUGCAAGACCGCCAGAAACACACUUUUGCAAAUCUUCGAGAGACGAAACAAGCCCUCGACCAACUCGGCACGCGCAGAGAAGACAUCGCCGACCAAAUCAACAAGCUCAAAAAGAAAAUCGAGAGAGAACGUCUCGAAAAAGAGACUUGCAAGACGAAUAUCGGGAAGUGUGAGGCGAUACUGGCGGAGCCGAGGGAGGAUCAUGAGGUUGAAUUGAGGAAGGCCAAAGAGGAAAGGAGGUAUAGGGAGAAAGAGAGGGAUGAGCAAGAGCUUGGUAGGCAGUAUGAGCGGGAGAGUCAUGAGUUGAAGGAUAUUGAUCAGGCUAUCAAUCGACUUCAUCACGAGAAGAGCACAUUCGAAAGCGUCGAAAGACGCAAAGAAGAUUCUGCCCGACAAGCCAGCCCUUCCAUCUCUUUCCUCCUCGACUACCUCAAAGAUAACCCGGAUAGCUUUGAGGGCAAGGUGCACAAGCCGCUUAUGAUCUCUGUCAAUGUGCCGAAUAGGCAGUAUGCUUGGCAGGUUGAGGCUUGUACGAAUUGGCCCCAACGUCAGACGUUUAUCUGCGAAAAGAAGGCCGACUACGACCACCUCAUCGCCCUCAACGGCAGGCCUCUCCCGCAGAAAUACAUCAAGAACACUGGUCGAUGGAACCCGCACCGGAACAGCGGUCCGCCCAAAGUACAGCUCUACUUGGCGUUGCAGGAGGUUACGACGGAUACUGUUAAUCCGAGCAGGCCUUGUACUGUUGAAAGGUUGAAUGAGUUUGGGUUUGAUGGGUUCGCUAUCGACUUUGUGGAUGCCGACCCUGGUGUUAUUGCAUACCUCCAGAGCGUCUGCAAGAUGCACAUCACUGCUGUCACUCAGAAACCUUCUGAAAGAGUGAGGACCGAUGAACUGCCCAGUUUGGGUUUCAAACAAUGGGGUACUGCAAAAGAUUGGACCCGAUCCAACCAGUCGACGUAUGGUAGAAAGGCGUACAGUCAGAUCAUCACUGCCAAGACGGAAUCUCGAAGUUUCAACAUCGUCAUUGACACGGAGGCUGUGGCGAAAAAGGUGGAUGAGAUUGCGAAACUGAGGAGGAAGAAGGAAGAGGCGGAACAGCCUCAUGGAGCGUUGAGGGACAAGAUCUCUGUUGUCAUUGGUCAGAAGAAGGAGAUCCAUGCUGAGGGUCAUGCGAUUGAGGAAAAGAUCAAGGCUCUCAUGUAUAGCUCGAAGCGAUAUACCAAAGCAGCGCAUGAUAUCCAACUCUUCAAAGAAAAGCUCGUUAGGCUCGAGGGACUUCCUUCCUACGAAGCCGAGCGCACCAAGUUGAAUGAUAUGAGGAUCAAGAAUGCCAGAGACCGACUUCGUCCCCUCGCAGCGUCCACCAACUACUGCGACACUGUGAUGGACAACUGUGCCGACUUGAUUGCCGCCACUUUCCGCCAAGUUCAAGCGACUACCAACAAGAAGAUGAUUGAUGACAAGGUCAAGUCUGGGAGUGCUCGGGGCAUGGUGCUGCGUGAUCGAUAUGAGACUGCUUCCAAGGCGUUCAACCGUGCCAAGGCGUUGACGAACAACAAGUGGAAUGAGAUCAAGGCCAGGCUCAAGCCUACGGACAGGACCGUGAGAGAGGAAGUGACCAAACGUGCCAAGGACCCCACCACCCUCCCCUCCGUCGACCAAGUCCUGAACGACCUCAACACCGUCAAGAACCAGCUCGAAAUGUCCGUCAACAUCCCCACCGCCGUCAUCAAGCAAUGGGAAAGGCGUACAAAGGAGCUCGAGGCGGCGCAGAAGAUUGUGGAUGAGGAAGAAGAGGAGCUUGCUGAAUUGAAGGAGGAUAUUACGGAUACUUUGGCCAAAUUCAACCCCGCUCUCAACACCCUCGUCACAGCGGUCAGCAACAAGUUCUCCGAGGCCUUUGAGCGAGUCAAGUGCAGGGGUGAAGUUGGGGUGGAUAGGUCGGCAGGGUCAGACUAUGGGAAAUGGGGUAUCAAGAUUAUGGUGGCCUACCGAGACUCGGAUGAUUUGGCGGUGUUGAGUGGCAGUCACCAGUCUGGAGGUGAACGUUCACUGGCGACGGUGACGUAUCUCAUGAGUUUGUCGGAGAUGUCGCGUACGCCAUUCUCGCUCGUCGAUGAGAUUAACCAGGGUAUGGACCAGCGCGCCGAGCGAGCCGUUCACAACCAGCUUGUCGAUGUCACUUGUGGUUCUGAAUCCGGGCAAUACUUCCUGAUCACUCCCAAACUCCUCAACGGUCUCGAAUAUCACCCCAAGAUGAAGGUGUUGAUCAUCAACAACGGUAUACAUUUGCCGGACCCUUACGACCUGACACAACGCUACGGCGCCCUCAAGGCUUCUCUCAACAAGUAUCGAUCUACCCACGGUAUCACCGCUUAG
This is a messenger RNA of Cryptococcus wingfieldii CBS 7118, 2574 nucleotides long. RefSeq lists its product as hypothetical. The record is from RefSeq and is a predicted model, not a curated record. The transcript has 19 exons. The annotation marks the transcript as partial. Gene Ontology annotation, biological process: double-strand break repair via homologous recombination. Gene Ontology annotation, cellular component: Smc5-Smc6 complex. Lineage: Eukaryota; Fungi; Basidiomycota; Tremellomycetes; Tremellales; Cryptococcaceae. Gene Ontology annotation, molecular function: ATP binding; ATP hydrolysis activity.